GAAAUGAUCACAGAUGAUAAAUUCCAGAUGUGUAUAUGUCAUAAAACCUAACCGCUGGUUGUUUCUGACUGUAGGCAGUUUUUGUGGAGUUUCCGGCUCCCUGGUGAGGCUCAGAAGAUCGACCGUAUGAUGGAGGCCUUCGCCCAGCGAUACUACACCUGCAACGCUGAGGUUUUUCAGUCCACAGAUACCUGUUACAUUCUGUCAUUUGCCAUCAUCAUGCUGAAUACCAGCCUGCACAACCCCAAUGUGAAAGAGAAGACGUCAUUAGAGCGCUUCAUCAACAUGAACCACGGCAUUAACAAUGGAGGAGACCUUCCAAGUGACCUUCUAACGAAACUGUAUGAGAGCAUCAGGAACGAACCAUUUAAGAUCCCAGAAGAUGAUGGGAAUGAUCUCACUCCCACCUUCUUCAAUCCUGAUCGUGAGGGCUGGCUACUUAAAGAGGGGGGCGGAGUAAAAACAUGGAAGAGAAGGUGGUUCAUUUUGACUAACAGCUGUCUAUAUUAUUUUCAAUACACCACAGACAAAGAGCCAAAAGGAAUUAUCCCUCUGGAAAAUCUUAGUGUCAGAGAGGUGGACGACACACACAAACAGUUCUGUUUUGAGCUGUUCCUUCCCCAUGGUAAAGGGCAGAAGAUAAAGGCGUGUAAGACUGAUCCGGAUGGGAAGGUGGUGAUGGGAAAACACCAGUCGUACCGGAUCAGCGCUGCCUCUGCUGAGGAGCGGACUGACUGGAUCCAGGCCAUCAGAGCGUGCAUCACGAAAGACCCCUUCUACGACCUGGUAUCCGCACGCAGAAAGAAAAUCAUCAGCAACAGCAAUGCAGAGCCUGGUUAUUAACCCGGAUCAUGAACACACACCGAAUCUCAGACCUGGACUCUCGUUCAGUGUCUGCAGGACUAUGAAGGCUUUGGUGUGGAAAAUUUUAUGCACGAAUGAUUUUAGUUUUAUUUACAUGAUUUCUGGUGCAAAUAGAAAAUGCAAUACUGGCCUCCCUUCAUGCAGAGUUCAAAAUAUGCAUCUGCAACCAACAACACUGCUGUUGUGCAGUUAUACAUUUAAUACAAAUGUAGCAACACUUGUUCUUAUAGAUGAAUUAUAAUGUG
Molecule: messenger RNA, 1109 nt
Organism: Trichomycterus rosablanca
Lineage: Eukaryota; Metazoa; Chordata; Actinopteri; Siluriformes; Trichomycteridae
Product: cytohesin-1-like
Exons: 7
Coding region: 127-843 (238 amino acids)
Biological process (GO): regulation of ARF protein signal transduction
Molecular function (GO): guanyl-nucleotide exchange factor activity
Source: RefSeq, a predicted model, not a curated record